Molecule: messenger RNA, 387 nt
Organism: Verruconis gallopava
Lineage: Eukaryota; Fungi; Ascomycota; Dothideomycetes; Venturiales; Sympoventuriaceae
Exons: 1
Coding region: 121-387 (88 amino acids)
Source: RefSeq, a predicted model, not a curated record
AUGCACCGCUGACAACCACACGAGCACCGCCAACUGCGACAUGGCGAAUGAAUUUUGUGGUCUGGAUGAACGCAUGGAACACCUUUUUUCAGGCUUGUCUUUGUGGUUUUAUGUGGGGGUAUGAACAGAUACAACCGUCUGUCUUGGAGCACUGGCUUUUUUGUCGCAAUCGCUUGUAUUGUCGCCGCCCUUGGCGGAAUUAUGAUGGGAUUGGAAGGCAGAAAGGUGAAGAGAGUCGAAGGUGUGCCACUCAAAACUUACCUGGUCUUAGAUGAUGCAGAAGCACCACAGGGCUCUAAUCUGAAAAUUGUAGAUGAGAGAGACGACCUCAGCGCCCAGACCAUCAAGACUGAAGACAUUCCCAAGGAUCCGUCAUUGACUGGCUGA